This is a messenger RNA of Symbiodinium sp. CCMP2456, 6807 nucleotides long. NCBI's taxonomy places the organism in Eukaryota, Dinophyceae, Suessiales, Symbiodiniaceae. The record is from the annotation of a GenBank genome assembly.
AUGCCUACUGUACCCCCACCACAACCUCCACCUCCACUACCACCUUUACCUGCCGAACAGCUUCCAGGUGCUCCAGAUGAUCAUCUUCUGGCUACGCUGGCCAAGGGCAUCGAGGCGUUGCUGCGCCAGCAGCAGAGUGGGCGAGGUGACCGGCCUGAAACCGUGAAGCCGGGUAUUACAGAGUUGCCACUUCUACCUGAGUAUCAGCGGUUGACGGGGUCAAUAGACUUGUUGCAUUGGUUGACUCACAUAGCUCCGAUAAUGGAAGAUUUGUCGGAUACCAGUCUGGCUUGGUGGCAGGAAACGAUGAAGGACGCCCUGAGGUGGUACAGUGAAUACGCCUCUGCUUCGCCGCUCGCUCGUCUUCAGCUGCAGCCCCGUCCGAGCACGGAGCUUCGCCCCGAGUGGGCGCGCGUGGAACGGCGUGCAACCGCUAUGAUGCUUUCGGCUGUACCAAAGACGAUCAGAGAGGAGAUCAUUGCCAAUGGUCAGGUCUCGUCGCUUGUAGUGCUAUGCAAGCUAUAUGCUGUGUACCAGCCUGGGAAUUUGCAGGAGAAAACGCUGGUGCUGAGGAUGUUGGAGCAACCAGAUGAAUGUCACACGGCCCUCCAGGCCGUUGAAGGGCUACGAAAGUGGAGCCUUUGGAGGAGGCGAGCUGCGACUCUUGGAAUGGCGGAACCCGAUGCAUCGGUUCUUGUGCGAGGGCUUGAUCGCAUAACUGGGCAGAUCAUCAAGGGGAGUGGCGAGCUGGCCUUUCGAGUGAGUUUGAUCCGGAGCACUCUUCAGGUGGAUGUAAGUCCUUCCUCAACUACGGUGACAACGUUUCUGCAGCACCUUCAGGCAGAGAUGGAACAGCAAGCGAGGCUCAACAAUAACCCAAAGGCCGAGGCCCCAGCAGCUUUGAGAGCGAUUACCAACCACGUGGACACAACGACAACCUCACAUCCAACUACCACUACACCUACUACCCCAACUUCACCAACGGCCCCAAGGAGCUCCGGCGGUUUGUGUAAGUUCUUCGCAUCAGACAAGGGAUGUCGAAGAGGGAAUUCGUGCCGGUUCCCUCAUACUUGGGCGCUUCUGGACAAAGGGGCGAGACAGCGAAAGUGCCUCUGCUGCGGAUCUACCCAGCACAAGGUGAAGGAGUGCCGCUCUCCCGGCGGUGGGCAAGCUACUCCGAAGUCAGGUGGGAGGCCCGUUCCGGUAGGCGCGAGCGACACCGGAGCCACGACAUCUACUACCUCCCCUACGGAUGCAGGUGUACGGCGAGUCAACUUUGAAGCGGUAGCCGAUGCCCAAGUGAAGGUGAUGAAGGUUUUGCAGGAGGUCCAGAAGUUGGAGGUCCUAAAGCCUAUCCUGAACGCCAUCAACCGAUGGACAACUACGACCUCGCCUAUGACAACCCCAAGGUCGCGCGAUGCCCUCCUUGAUUCCGGAGCAACCCACAUACUGAGGAGGCCAAGGGACCAUGAUGAAUGGCAGCAAGCCCGGGACGUUAGCGUUCAGCUAGCCGGGGACACAAGUGUCACUAUGAAACAGACCUGUGACGGCACCCUCCUCACGAGUGACGACUUAGCUCAAGUCAUCGUCCCCCUGGGGAAAGUUAUCUCCACCCUAGGAUACCGCCUGCACUGGACCCAGGAGGUGUGCGAGCUCCAGAGUGACGAGGGCGAGGUGUUGCCGCUAAGGGUGGUGAAGGGAUGUCCGGAACUUCCUCAGGAAACCGCAACGGCUUUGAUUAGUCAGCUUGAAGCCAAACAGCUACCUGAGCUACGACAGACUACCUCCGCCAGCGUGAAGGCGAUCACUGAGGUGAAGCAGAGCUGGUGGUCCCACUUGAUGAGUUAUAUUCAAAAUGGAGGUACUGAGUGCGGCAGAAGGGCAGUCGACAAGGCUGACUUUCUCGGCUACAAGGACGUGAUAAAGAAUGACAUGGUGAUCCGGCAGCCACGGCCGGGGAUUUGGGAGCUCAUGAAGGCUCUCACUUUGAACCGGAGAGCGCGGAAGCGCCUGUUGAGGGCGUCCUCGUGGAUGGUUCGUUGGGACCCACCUUCUGUGGAUCGCAGCCGUGAUGAGUUGCGUCAUUUGGCCUAUGUUGGGGACUCGGUGUACCUCAAUAUGAACACUUUGUUGGUUGAGAAUGAGUUUGUUGAUGUAUGGAAGGUGGUAUGGUGGGCAGCUGUUCAGGGCCUAGUUAGUACCGUGGUGGCACGGGACACCACGCUUCGUCCAAUGGACCAGCUUUCCGCAGCCCCCCACCGUGGCAAGGUGCAUUGGUUGCACGCGUUAUCCUCGGCUGGACGUGCCAUUCGAGGAGGAGAGCCUGUUCGUUUGUAUGUGGAGAACCCGAGUGCCUUGUCCACCACCGGAUCUUCUACCACACCGCCAACUUCGGUUCCUUGGAGUUCACACAGUGAUGCCGUGGCCUAUAUGAACGAGAUGGGCCUCUUUGAUGUGUUGGUGGAAAAGUUCACAGGGGGGCGAGUUGCCCGCCUGGCCAAGAUGGACUCGGAUGCAGCGUGGAGGCUGCACGUGAUGCGAAACCACACCCCGUUUCGACGGGAUUGCUCUGUUUGUGUGAGAAAUGCUGCUACAGGAAAGCAGCAUAGGGCAACAGCCCAUCCAUCGGCCUACACUUUAUCCCUUGAUGUUGCUGGACCAAUUCGUGGUCACGGUUUGUCCCCAGAUGGCAAACAUUUCAGAUACUUCCUCGUCGGCGCCUUUAGAUUGCCGGUCGUGGAAGGAGGUCUUGGACGCGAUGACGACCUUCAUGGUCAUCCUUUUCCAGAAGGCGACUUUGGGGAGGACGAGGAGCUGUCCGAGGAAGACGUGGACCCCGAGGAAGUACAGGUUGAGGAGGAGAUCCCAGACUUCAGCGGUGAUGACUUGCAAAAGGAGAAGGAGCAAUGGGAGCGACUCAAGGCUACGUUCAAGGAACCUCUUAAGACGGAGACGGUGUACUUUUGUGUGCCGAUCACUGGGAAAAAGGUUAUCUACACCUUGCCGGCCCUCCAGCAGAUGGUGACGGAGAUCAAGGCGCUUGGGUACCCGGUGGCUCGAGUUCACUCUGAUAGAGGAGGAGAAUUUCGUGGGAAUUUGGUGAAACGUUGGCUGGCCGCUCAGGGCAUCUUGAGGACUACUUCUACCGGUUCGGAGCCGGCCGAGAAUGGAGUCGCCGAAGCUGGGGUGCGCUAUUUAAAGCGGCGUGCCCGGACGUUACUUGAUGCGGCGCGACUACCACGGGUACAUUGGCCUACAGCUGUUCAGACGGCUGCUGUUCAGCAGCGUUGCUGGAAACUAGGGAUACCGGACCCCACCGUGGUCGCCUACGGAGCUAAGGUGUAUGUCAAGGUGAAAAAGUACAAGACCGGUGACGUGGAGAGCUUCACCCCCCAUUGGUUGCAAGGACAAUACUUAGGACCAUCCACUGAUGUGAGGGGUGGCCAUGUGAUCUUGAAGCCCUCGGGCACGUUCUUAACUACAACCCAUGUGAGGGUCACGGUUGAUCCUCCUCCGCUUGAUUCCCUGGUGCCAACGAUCGUUGUUGAUCCAGAAGACUGCGAUGAACCUCCUCUACCACCACCUUCCCAUGAACCUCCGGAUGGUGCCGGUGUGGGUGAUAUCGAACCACCAGGUGAACGUCAUGAACUACCUCCACCAAGAGUUCGCGCCCGGAAAAAGGGCCCAGGGAUUCGAAGAUUGCAACCUUUCUUCCCCGACUAUGUCUCGCCAAGCGAAGUGGGUGAUGAUUCCUCAUCUACUACAAGCACGGACCCUGAACUGCUGGUGUUACGAUCGGCUGAAACCUACGAGCUGGAGCUCAUGGCCGCGAAGAUGGUAGAGGCAGGUGUCCCCAAUGCGCGAGGCUGUGCUGCUCUAUUGGACAAGAUAGGGUAUGACUGUGGAAACCUCAAGGUGCCGCGUGCCAAGGACGGUUGUGGGAUUUUGCUCGGCGCCUAUGUCCAUGGAGGUGCAUUUGGAGUGACUUCAUUGGGUAAAGAACUAAAGUGGACCACCAUGUAUUUCAAUAAGUUCCUUACCAAGAAGCUCAAGCAGACAUUCCGAGCACAGGAUGGUGGUGAGUUUACAUGGGCGACGUUGGCGUUGCAGUAUGCCUCUGAGGUCCCGAUGCAUAGAGAUGUGCAUAAUCAACGGGGAAGUAAGAACUAUGUCAUUGAGAUCAAGUGUGAUGAAUAUGCUGGACUAUGGGUACAAGAUGAUCAUGACGAUCGGGGGGUUCAAGGUGGAACUCACGCAGUGGAUCAUCAGUGGCAAGCUGAAGAUGGAACCAUCCACAACGGUUGUUUGGUGGAUAUCAAGAAGAACCCCGCUAUUUUCAGUCCCAGGUUGACUCAUGGCUAUAUCAAGGAUACCGGAGCCAAAUGGUUUUUGUCAGCCUACACCCCUCAUGGUGUUCAUCGGCUGUCUGAGGCCGACAAAACACAUUUGGAAAGCUGUGGCUUUCCUUUACCUGAGCCACAAGUACGAGGUGAAGAAGCGGUGCUGGAAACCACACCGGCGCUAAAGGCAACCUCCUUUCCGCAGGAGCAUCAGUUGGAUGGAGUCCGCUUUUCCCCUGACGAUGUGGAGAAUGUGAGUGUUACUCGUGACGAUGAUGAAGCUUGUGGUGAUUGGGGUAUCUACGUUGAGGAGGAGGUACAAGGGGGUGGUGAUGGUAACAUACUUCGGAAGAUUUGUGAUUCUGCAGGCCCUGGGAACGAGGCAGAGUUGUUGUGGAGGACCUCUCAGUCAAUCCUUGGAUCCAACACGGAUGCUACGUACCAGGAGGAUUUAGCAGCGUGUGCUGAGGAAUGGGUUGGGGAAGAUGGAUGUUUGAGUCCAAGGGUUGCAAAGUUGGAGCCCGAGUAUACCCCCAACAUCGAGGAGGUGAUCAAGGAACUUAUCGAUAAUGACACCCCUCUUCGGCACACUCAUAAUGUGAGUCCUCAAGAAGUACGGCAAGUGCUACCCAAGUGGAAGGCUUCCAUCGAGAAAGAGCUUGGAGUUGUUGAGAAGGGUUUCAGACGGUCCACUGUCGAGGAGAUUCGCGACCUGAAGGCCACCCGCAAGGUUCAAGAGUUACCAGCAAAGUUGGUGUAUACAGUGAAACCACCGGCCAAUGACGACAAUAGCACCGGGGAAGCCAAGUAUUGCAAGCGCAAGGCCAGGAUUGUUUGUUGUGGAAACUAUGCGUCGCCCGACCAGGCGGACAUCUUUGCCUCCGGUGCGGCGGCCGAAAGCUUGAGGAGCUGUUUGACGUUCUCGGCAUGGUCGAGAUGGUUUACAGGACUCCUGGACAUCGCUGGAGCCUUCAUGUUGACUCCUCUUCCUCAAGGACCCGAUGAAGUUGUCUACGCGGUCCAGCCCCCGGCUGUGUUGGUGAAGUUGGGCUUGGCAUCAGAGAAUGAGCGAUGGAUCCUCACCCAUGGAAUGUAUGGGCUUCGACAAAGCCCUAGGCUUUGGUCUGAGUUUCGUGACCACACCAUCAAGGAGAUGAGGUUCCUGGCUGAGGAUGCUGAGUGGAUGCUGAAGCAAGGGGAUGCGGAGCCGAACCUAUGGCUACUUGUGAAAGUGGGAGAACCCCAAGGUAGCCCAGGUGCUUUAGUGUUGAUCUACGUUGACGAUAUCCUCUUGUGCGGACGAGUUGUUCUACUACGUUCCAUCGCUGCCAAACUGAGCUCAACGUGGAAAACUACGGAGUUGGAGAUACUUUCAGCGUCUCAUGGGACAAGGUUUUUGGGGUGUGAGAUCCUCACGACCGAGGCCAGGGACCGCUACUACCUCCACCAGCAGCCUUAUAUCAAGGAGAUUCUACGAGCACAUGAUGUACCCGACACCGCGACCUCUCCCAUACAGGCACCAAGACAUUUGGUCACGUUUGAGGCUGAGCCGGACGAGCCAAAGGGUGAUGAGCAAGAGAUCAAACUCGCCCAGCGUCUAUGUGGUGAGUUGUUAUGGUUGGCCCAGCGGACGCGCCCAGAUGUGAGUUUCACGGUGAAUGCAAUGGGUGCUUUGAUUAGUCGGGCUGCUCCUCGUUGCAUUGCUAUUGGGGUGCGACUUUUGUCCUACCUGCAGCACACUCAAGAGUAUGCCUUGACCAUAGCACCAACUUCAGAUGGCUUAAUCACCUUUACGGACAGUUCCUAUGCCCCAGAAGGGAAGAGGUCCCACUCCGGGAUCUUGGUGACCUGGAGAGGUGCUCCUUUGUCGUGGAGGGCAACACGGACCCCUUAUGUAUGCCUGUCAACGGCAGAAAGCGAACUUACCGCUGCAAUAGAGGGCCUAAAGAUGACGAUGUCCUUGGGUGCGGUCUUGGAGGAGCUGGUGGGUGUUGACUUACCGAUACAGUUGGCGGUGGACAACCAAUCCGCCAUCGCAAUCGCGAAGCCGGCUGGCUCGACUUCUUGGCGUACUAGGCACUUGCGAGUGCGGUCUGCGUUCAUCCGGGAACAGGUGCAGAACAACAAGGUUCAGAUAAGGUACGUCAAAGGCCAGCAGCAGCUAGCCGAUCUUCUUACCAAAUCAUUUCCACGCCAGAGGCUAGAGGAAUUGGUUGUGAUGUGGGGAAUUGGGCGCUUGACUGAGGGAGCAAAGACUACGAUGCUACGGGCCAUGAUCCUCUGCACGAUGAUCCAGUCAGCGCGGGCACAGGAACCUUUGGCGCUGGACACUAUGUCCAUCGAGCUCUACGCGAUGAUCGCACUGAUUGCGGUCAACCAGGAGGAUUCGCAGGCCUCCUUCCCCUACGGCAACCUCGAAGGCCCCUGCUAUGUCACCAGCCAGAUCAACCCCGCGGACUACAUCUAA